UCCAUUUGUUUAGGACUGUUUAGGUCCAUUUGUAACAAUACGCAGGAUUAUUUAUACAGAUGUUUUCUGGAAAAGUCAAAGAAUUGGGGGAUUCUGCCCUUUGCUGCCUAGUAAUGUGUUUUUUCUCAAUGCUGUUGCUGAAUUCCUUUGGCGGGAAGGGGGGGGCAGUAUUUUUUCUUGUGAGCUGUGGGAAACCUAGAACAGUGUUUUUCUAAGGGCUGGUUCUUGAAUUCUUGCCUUUAAAGGGGGGAAAAAUCUGCUAAAGGGGGUGGAGGAGAGAGAGAUGACCGAUAUAUUUCACGACAAACAUCUCUUCCCAGCCAACUUCAAUGUCCAGCAAAGCCAGGCCCCACGUAACGCACUGCAGGAAAGGUCCCUUUGGGCCAGACCUCUUCCUGGUUUCCCAGAGCAGAGAUAACGCUUCGGUUUCCAGAGACAGAACCUUUCUCUGGGAAGUGGGAGAGACCCCACCGGGUCGCCCCUCAGUUGUACUCGUUGCCACCUUGUGGAUUGCAGAGGAUAUUGGUUUUCAUCAAACUUCCACUUCAGUUUGGGCUUUUUAUGGCAAGUGCACUUUGGCAAUGGCUUGCUGAGUUCCUCACCAAAAGGAUCCUGGUUUGUUCAACAACACCUCACUCCUCUCCUCACAGUUCAUUUAUGAUUCUGAUGAGAGUGUUUUUUCAGGAAACACACAUCUCACUUUUUGACCUAGGAGCAUCUGUUAGAAUUUUUUUUUUUUAAUACUACUUUGGCAUUCUGAAAGUGUUAAUGUCUUUCAUAUCUGUUUAAUGCUAUUUAGGGAUAUUUAUGAUCACCUCUUGGUUACUCAGGGUAAAGUGUGUCGCAAUUUUUUUUUAAACAGACAGGAAAGCAUUCACAUGAGGAAACAGAUUGCUUUAAACAUGUGCUUCCUGUGACAGUAAAAAGAACAAAUUAGAUUUAACACUAUGUAAUGAAUGCAUAAAUGUGUACAGUGAGGCUUUUUUAAAAGCUUUAUGUUCAGUUCUGGUCACAACCAAAAUUGAGUCACCUGUACAAAUUAAAAAUGCCUCGGGUUCCUCUCAGAUUCCUGAAAUACCCAGGAAUGGAGCCCCUCAACCUGAGGCUGCCUCACUGCAGACCUUAAAAAGCAUGCUGUAUUAAGGCUGGAGAGAAUGAGAACAUCCCAGGUGCAUUCCGGGUUAAACCAGGUUAGACUCAGAGUCUGUACAUUUAGCAGAGAGAGCAGAGUGUCUGGGGGACUGAAAGGGAGGAUUAUAUUACCAUUUUCCUCCCUCUCUGAGAAUUAGUGGGGAAAAACAUAACCAUUCUUCUGAACCCCCACAUCAACCUCUUUCUUUUAUUAGAGAAAAAUAAGAAAAUCUGAUGUUUCCUUCCUAGCCCCUAUGAAGAUUCAGUUACAUAAGAAAAGGACUCCUUUCCUUACGUAAUUCGGUUUGCGCUCCCGUCUGCUGGCUGGCAGGCAGUGGGGAGCGGCUGUUAAUAUUUCCAGUUAGACACGAGUGUGGGAUUGGAGGGCAGGAGUCUUCCCUCCCCGCCAUUUCUGUCUGCGUCCCGCGGAGGGUGCGUUUCCUGCCCUGGUGCCUUCAAAGCGGAGGCUUUGUGGCAGGCUCAGCAUCUCUGUGGCCAGGGAAGGCCGGGACUGGGUCCCUCGGGGGAGGCCACAUAGUUUGGGGACAUCUGACUCUCUCCCAGCGCAUACUGGGGUACUAAUAUCAAAACAGACUGCUUGUCGCUGCACCGUGGGGCAGUGCUUUUUUUGGCUGCCGUGGUCGAAAUGAAAUGGGCAAGCUGUAGCCCGCUUGGCAUCAGAAGGGGCUGAGGGAAGCUGGGAGAUCAGAGUCAGACUGUGAAUAAAAGUAACAGCCAAUGGUUAACUUCCUUUUUGUGUGUCACUUGGCAGCGAUGAGACUGAUGGCGAUUUUUUUUCCCCCUAACGUGGGUGCGAGUUCAGUGCCCUCGGAAGAGCUGUAGACGCCUCUGUUGUGCUUCCUUAUCCAGUUGACUUGCGUUGAUUUCUUGAGGCCACUACAGCUGUUCCCAGAGCCAGCUCCCGGAGCUGCAUACAUGGCCCGUGGACUUCGGAUGCGAAAGGUUUAUGCUCCAUCAGCCAGCACUGCCGACUACAAUAGGGACUCGCCAGGCUACCCUUCCUCGAAACCAGCAGCCAGCACUUUCCCUAGCUCCUUCUUCAUGCAAGAUGGCCAUCACAGCAGUGACCCUUGGAGCUCCUCCAGUGGGAUGAAUCAGCCUGGCUACGGAGGGAUGUUGGGCAAUUCUUCUCAUAUUCCACAGUCUAGCAGCUACUGCAGCCUGCAUCCGCACGAACGUUUGGGCUAUCCAUCACACUCGUCAGCAGACAUCAAUUCCAGUCUUCCUCCGAUGUCCACUUUCCACCGUAGUGGUACCAACCAUUACAGCAGCUCAUCGUGUACACCUCCUGCCAACGGGACAGACAGUAUAAUGGCAAAUAGAGGAAGCGGGGCGGCAGGCAGCUCCCAGACUGGCGAUGCUUUGGGGAAAGCACUUGCUUCGAUCUAUUCUCCAGAUCACACUAACAACAGCUUUUCAUCAAACCCUUCAACUCCUGUUGGCUCUCCUCCAUCUCUCUCAGCAGGCACAGCUGUUUGGUCUAGAAAUGGAGGACAGGCUUCAUCAUCUCCUAAUUAUGAAGGACCUUUACACUCUUUGCAAAGCCGAAUUGAAGAUCGUUUAGAAAGACUGGACGACGCUAUUCACGUUCUCCGGAACCACGCGGUGGGCCCGUCCACAGCCAUGCCUGGCGGUCACGGCGACAUGCACGGAAUCAUCGGACCCUCUCACAACGGAGCAAUGGGUGGUCUGGCCUCAGGGUAUGGAACCGGUCUUCUCUCCGCCAACAGACACUCACUCAUGGUCGGGGCCCAUCGUGAAGAUGGCGUGGCCCUGCGAGGCAGCCACUCUCUCGUUCCGAACCAGGUGCCGGUGCCACAGCUACCUGUCCAGUCGGCAACCUCCCCUGAUCUGAACCCACCCCAGGACCCUUACAGAGGCAUGCCACCAGGCUUGCAGGGCCAGAGUGUCUCCUCCGGCAGCUCUGAGAUCAAAUCCGAUGACGAGGGUGACGAAAACCUGCAAGACACGAAAUCUUCCGAGGACAAGAAAUUAGAUGACGACAAGAAGGAUAUCAAAUCCAUUACUAGGUCAAGAUCUAGCAAUAACGACGACGAGGACCUGACGCCCGAGCAGAAGGCGGAGCGGGAGAAGGAGCGGCGGAUGGCGAACAACGCCCGCGAGCGCCUGCGCGUGCGCGACAUCAACGAGGCGUUCAAGGAGCUGGGCCGCAUGGUGCAGCUGCACCUCAAGAGUGACAAGCCCCAGACCAAGCUCCUGAUCCUCCACCAGGCCGUGGCCGUCAUCCUCAGCCUGGAGCAGCAAGUCCGAGAAAGGAACCUGAACCCGAAAGCCGCGUGUCUGAAGAGAAGGGAAGAAGAGAAGGUCUCCUCAGAGCCGCCCCCGCUGUCCUUGGCGGGCCCCCACCCCGGCAUGGGAGACGCGUCCAACCACAUGGGACAGAUGUGAAAGGGUCCAAGUUGCCACAUUGCUUCAUUAAUACGAGAGACCACUUCCAUAACAGCUGUAUUAUCUUAAACCCACAUAAACACUUCUCCUUAACCCCUUUUUUUGUAAUAUAAGACAAGUCUGAGUAGUUAUGAAUCGCAGACGCAAGAGGUUUCAGCAUUCCCAAUGAUCAAAAAACCGAAAAACAAAAAAAAAGAAAAAACACGUGCAACUUAGGGGUUGACUCUCUUUAACAUAUCAUUCAGAAUGUGCAGUGUGUGCAGGCUGAGACGCAGCCCAGAGACUGAAUGGCAAUCUUUCCACACUGUGGAACAAUGCAUUUGUGCCUAAACUUCUUUUGGAAAAAAAAAAAAAGUAUAUAAUUAAUUUGUAAGUCUGAAAAAAAAAUAUUUAAUUUAAAAAAAAAAUUGUAAACUUGCAAUAAUGAAAAAGUGUACUUCUGAAGAAAACGACAUGACCGUUUUUGUUGGUAUUCAAGUCAGCUAGUGUUUAUAAUGACCGGAUAUCGAAUAAGGGAAGCCCGGCUGCCCUCGUAACAAAACCAGCAAAUAUCCUGAUGACAGCGAAGUGAUGACAUUAGCCAUUCCUUAGGGUAGGAGGAACAGAUGGAUCUUAUAGACCUAUGACAAAUAUAUAUAUAAAUAUAUAUAUAAAUAUAUAUUAAAAAUUUAGUGACUAUGGUAAGCUUUUGUUCAUUUGUUUCAGACUUUUUUCUCCUGUAAAAAAAUAGUACUGAUUAACUUUUUUAAGAGAAAGAUUUUACUGUAAAUACGGAGGUGUUUUUUUGGUUUUGUUUUUUUUGGGUCUGAUUUCUGUCCCUCUCCCCGGUUUGUUCUCGUAACCUGUAGUGCCACCUCUGCUUCCGGAGCGGGUAGUACAGGAUGAAAUGCUGACCCUGAUGUUGCUUCUCAUUCAUAAAUAAGUAGAAAAUUGUUUCUUCAGUCUUUUGGGAACACAGGACUUAAAAGUCACAUCAUGUGUAGAUAUUACCAAGCAGCAUUACCAAGACAUGGCAAAGAGUUUGUCUGAAUUGGAAUGUUGCUGUUUGUGGCCCUCUUCCGGGAUUUUCAGAGGUACAAGGUUAGAAUGCUACAAUGUUACCACCGUGCCUUCCAAUGUUUAUAUCAUCGGAAACAUAACAUAAUCAAAGUGGCUGUGAUUUAACAAAAUGAUUAAAGUGUUACCUACAUGUGUAGCCGAAGUAGUGUGCAGUGAGGUGUUUCUGAAUACAUGGUCAGAUUUUUGGAAAAAAACAAAAACAAAAAAAACAAGUCAAGUUCAACAACCAUCCAACGAGAAAAUUGCAAGUAGUGUGACAGAGCUGAUUGAUUUUGUUGCUUUCUUGAUUUUUUUUUUUUUUUCAAAAUGGGUUUACUAAGAUGUAGAAUGACUUAACUGCCUCCUCCUUUGUCUGGAAAAAAAAAAUGCCAAUAUUCAAUCAUCAUGCAGCAUUAUAUCAAGCCUUAUAAGUCCUAAAGCAUUAAGUUGCACUUUCUUGAGGAGGGGUAGUGCAGUAUUUCUCUGGCCAGUAUGAAUGAAGUUUAUACUUAACAUAUUUGAUAGAAACAUAGAUCAAGCUAUGGCACAGCAACUCGUCAGAUAGCUAGCUUUGACGUCUGGGCACAAUUGAACCAACUUCCAUUGUGAAUCUUUAUAAUGAUUGACUUUGGUGUAUAGUGCAGUAAAGAAAUAGUGCUCCUAGUUAAGUAUUUGUCAGCAUCCUUUUGUCUCUAACUCGUUUCUAUUUUUACAGCCACACAAUCUUGGCAUGUAUUAAGAAAAAAAAAAAUCCCUUGUUCAAGUAGUUUUUCCACCUAUCAGCACUGAGUCAAUGCCAUAAACCCAUCGAAAUGGUCUAAAUGUUCCAUCUGUUCUCCUGUUUUGCCAGUUAUAUAGAAAUGAAAUACAUUUGUAAAUUUUAUGCAACAAAUGGCAACCGUAUCAUUAUUUUGAAAUUGUGUAUGUAAAAGUUAUAUUUUUACAUGUAGACUCUUGUUAUUAUGUGUUUUAAUACAUUGUAUUGGUUUUUGUUUCUCUUUUUUCUUUUUUUUAAAAAAACGGUGUGGUUUAAAAACCGUCUCAUUGAAAUGAAAUAGUGAGCUACAAGAAUCUGAAUUUUAUGUUCAUUUCUGAAAAUGUAAGAACAAAUAAGAUAGUUACCACGUGGUCAUCUUUUACAAACCCAUAAACAUUUUGAUUAGCUGUGUGUGUGUGUUGAGAACUGUAAAUAUGUUCAGUAGUGAUAAAACGGAAAUACUUUGAUUUGUUGAUAAGUUCCUAAAAUGUGGAGGUGGAUUAAGACCUUAGAAUAGCAGGAAUCAGACUUCAUGAAACGUUAUUUUGAGGCUUCCCUGUGAAAAUGGAUGAACAAAGGGGCUCAGAGAAGGGCAUGGAAGACAAUAUUGUAUACUCUUCCCCUCCUCCUGAAUAACGGAAGCUGUGUGUACUUGUACCCUCAGUAUGUUGAAGAUUUCCUUUUAGUGGUACAUUCUGCACUCAUUUUGUAUACUCUUAUCAAGGCGGGUAUCCCUAGGAACAAUAUUAUAUAGGAAGCAGGUAUCUUCUGAUCACAUUCAGGAUAAGUGUAUAGAAGAAAAUACGGUGUUUACUCUUUAGGGAACUGGAAACACUCCCUGCAUUGAUGUACAUUUUAAGAUUGGCACUUUUUGAUACAUGUUAUCAUCAAGGUGCUUUCAUAGAGCUGAUUUAAAGAUUUUCAAAUCUGUAAACAAAGCAAAAAAAAAAUUAAAUUGUAGUUCUUGGGUUGUUUUUUAAAUUGGUGCUUUAUGUUUUCUUCUCAAACAGAGUAAAAGCUGCAAUUUACUAUUCACCAGCUUUGACCCAUUCAUUAAUCAGUCACGUAAUACCUCUAUUGUGGAAUUCCCUUUGGAAAUAAGUAGAAAGCUUUUCUAACGGCCAUCAAUGCUGCUCACUACUUUUUGCUUGGUGGAGAAACAUCCGCGGCCAUCCGUAUACAUUGGGUUGUAUCCCCAUUAAAAAGAAAAAAAAAAAGAUGAAAGGGAAUGUGGCCUUUUUAGUGUGUUUUUUUUUUUUCUGUUUUGUGAUUAUCAAACCCAGGUAAGAUAUUGGUAUUCUGCGCUGGAUUUUCGGAUGAAAUGUAGCAGAAGACAGUUAGGAUCAAAGUGAAGCAUUUCCUAAGGGUCCAUACUAUACUAUGUAUAUGAUGAAACUUAGGCUGGGGAUCUGUUUAAGAGAGUUGGACUUUAAAAGCAACUUGGAACGGUUGAUCCACCUCCACAUUCAAGUAAUUUAUGAAUAUGCAGACUAGGGAUCUGUUCAUCUAGACAUUUUUCCCAUUUGUCUUCUGUGUAGCUGCAAGGAACACUAAUGUUUAUACAACGGUCAGUCCACCCAGUAACGCAACUGGUUCUGAUUCAGUCUUCCGAUUCCUUUUUUUGUUUUUUGCUUUUUUUUCCUAUUUCUUGAUUUUUUUUUUUAAUUUGUGAUCUUUAUUUUGAUGAGGGAUUGGGGGGGUGGGGGUGGGGAGGGUGUUGAACCAAGACUUGGGGUUAAGAGGAUUUUCGUCUUGGAUCCAACAGGCAGAAUAUGAUCUGUGUCCAAAAGUGAACUUGAGUCAGGAAUGAAACCAUUUCAGCAUAAACAAGCACAAAAAUUUAGUCUGCUGGCUGACUGGAAACAAAAAAAAAAGUCAAGAUGGAAUAUGAGGAAUUCCAACACAAUGGGGCACCAAGGCCUCUAGGCCUCUCUUUUUAUUUUGCUUUGGUUCUGUUUGUUUUUCUUUAGAGACAUGCUCUUUCUCAUGGGACUUGAAGUGGACUCAUCUUUGUGCAGUGCUGGUUUUGCCAUACUCAUUUCAAGUAUUAUAGACAUAUGUAAUGGUGAAAUAUAUGAACUGUGGCCUUUUUCAUUCUUGUUACUUGUGAUGCAAUUAAGUGAAGAUAAGAAAAAAAAAAAAAAAAGCAGAGACUUACCAUGUAUCAGUGCCUGGCUUUUUGUUAUAAAGCUUUGUUUGUCUAGUGCUCUUUUUGCUAUAAAAUAGACCGUAGUACACCCUAGUAGGAAAAAAAAAACUAAAUUUAAAAAUAAAAAAUAUAUUUGGCUUAUUUUUCGCAGGAGCAAUCCUUUUAUACCAUGAAUAUUACAAAAAAAAAUUGUCAGAUUCUGAAUAUUUCUUCUUUGUAGAUUUUUGGAAUCAUUAUGAGUAAAAGUUUGUUACUUUAUUUUACUAUUUAAAAGAUGUUAUUUUACCAUGUGUUACUGAGAUGAAACUGUAUGGUAGCUUUUUUUGUUUGUUUUUUGUUUUUGUUUUUUUUUAGUUGUAGGUCGCAGCGGGGAAAAUUUUUGCGACUGUACACAUAGCUGCAGCAUUAAAAACGAAAAAAAAAUUGUUAAAAAAAGAAAAAAAGGGAAAACACUUCAAAAAAAAAAAAAAAAGAUAAACAGUUACACCUUGUUUUCAAUGUGUGGCUGAGUGCCUCGAUUUUUUCAUGUUUUUGGUGUAUUUCUGAUUUGUAGAAGUGUCCAAACAGGUUGUGUGCUGGAGUUCCUUCAAGACAAAAACAAACCCAGCUUGGUCUAGGCCAUUACCUGUUUCCCAUCUGUAGUUAUUCGAUGAAGUCAUGUACAUGACCGUUCUGUAGCAAUAAAUGUGCCAUUUUUAUAAA
Messenger RNA from Bubalus bubalis (water buffalo), 8207 nucleotides. It is a transcript of the gene TCF4, whose product is annotated as transcription factor 4. Gene Ontology annotation, molecular function: DNA-binding transcription factor activity, RNA polymerase II-specific; protein dimerization activity; RNA polymerase II cis-regulatory region sequence-specific DNA binding. Gene Ontology annotation, cellular component: transcription regulator complex. NCBI's taxonomy places the organism in Eukaryota, Metazoa, Chordata, Mammalia, Artiodactyla, Bovidae. The transcript is spliced from 13 exons. The record is from RefSeq and is a predicted model, not a curated record. The coding region runs from base 2068 to 3561 and encodes 497 amino acids. Gene Ontology annotation, biological process: regulation of transcription by RNA polymerase II.